This is a messenger RNA of Vitis vinifera (wine grape), 4209 nucleotides long. Its product is annotated as subtilisin-like protease SBT1.7. The record is from RefSeq and is a predicted model, not a curated record. Gene Ontology annotation, biological process: proteolysis. Gene Ontology annotation, molecular function: serine-type endopeptidase activity. The transcript has a single exon. Bases 1591 to 3894 code for a protein of 767 amino acids. NCBI's taxonomy places the organism in Eukaryota, Viridiplantae, Streptophyta, Magnoliopsida, Vitales, Vitaceae.
AUACCGUGAACAACUGUCUAAGAGUUGAACGGGUACUGUGUAUAGAAGAUGAAUGGGGUAUUUUGUAAAAAUGAGUUUGUUGGUUGUUACAUAGAAAUGAUAGAUGAAAUAGGUAUUUUGGAUUUGUUGAGAGAAAGAGGACGUCUUUCAUAAAAAAUUUUGGGAUUAUCUAAAAUUUUAGGAUUUUGAAUUAUCUAAAAUAGUUAUAAAUAUUUAAAUUUAUAUAAAAUAAAUAAAUAUAGAUAUUAAUACAAAAAUUCUAAAUUAAUAGAUUAAGUAUUAAAAAUAUAUAUUUAUUUCUAAAACUUAUUUAUUUAAAUGAAAAUAAAAAUUAAUAAUUUUUUUUAUAAUGGUUUUAUUUAGAAUAUAUUUGCUAGAAAAAUUGAUAUUUAUAUUUUGAAAGGAGAUUCAUGAUUAUUUUUUAAAAUUUUCAAAAUAUUGAAUUUAAACAAAUAUAUUAUAUAUAAAAAAUUAAUAGUUUUCUAUAAUAUUUAGUAUGAGUGAUAAAUAAAAAAGUUUCAAAUAUAUAUAUUUUAAUAUACUUCUAUCCCUAUAUGAAUAAUAUUCUCUUUAUAUAUUUAUUAAUUUUUAAAAUUUAUAUGACUGUAUUUAUUUUUGUAAUAUAUUCAAUAAUUUUAUUAAAAUUUUUGGAGUUUUUAAUAUAACAUAUUUUGCGUAUUGUGUAAUAUAUUUAAUAACACGAAUUUGAAUUAUGAAUGGUGAGGGGUUGGUAAAGUCGAAGCCGGGCUCAUUUUCAACACAGGAGAGAUGGAUCCCGUGGUUACGCAAAAGUCUUCAAAUCUCUCUAUUAAUUAACUCUAUCCGAUCGUCCAAACCCAUGCACGUGAUCGUGGGACCCCUGUUUAUCUAAAUCUAAAACUAAUGUACAAACAGAAUUCGUGGGACUUUCCUUACCGGAAAUCCGCCGUGAGGAUAAUUUUUUUUUUUAUUAUUGAGGGAAAAAGGCCGGUUGGUUGGGUGGUGGAACCUCCACAUCCAUUCACCCACCUCUCGGUGUAGAGUAGCUAAGGACAAGACCCGUGAGCAAAAGCCAAAAACCGCGAGAUUAAAGAAUUUGUAAGUAUUGGGAAUCGACUGGAAUCAAACGGUGAUGGAAAGUGGUUAGGUUAAGACUAUUGUUUCUACGAUGGCUAAAGAUUUUGACCGUGUGGGAUCCACCAAAGGAGUGGGGUAUAGAGAGAUGGAGGGUGGUUACACAUGGAGAUUGCUUAUGGGUUUGAUUUUGCAGAUAUAAAGAAGUGACAGAGAUAAAACUGUGACAGAGCUUUGAGAAAGAAUCUCGAGAUGCAGAAGGAGAGAUGGAUAUGAAGGGCGCACACGUGAUGAAAGCUAAUACCUCGCUCUGAUUUAAGCUGUCCCCGCUUUUGUCAUAACGCAAUCAUUCAACGAACCAGACAAAGAGGACCGUCCCCAUUACCUUUCUUUCUUCCUAGCUUUUGCAUGAUUUCACACACGAAAACAUCCCUCCUCUCUGCUCUCUGUUUUUCGUUAUAACAGAGAAUCGGUUCCGCUUCUUCUUCAUUCCCUGGUCUCAACAACUCAGGGAGUGAUCAGGAGACGGUGAAGAGGAUGAAGGGGUUGGGAUUUCUUCUUACUGUUGCGCUUACGCUUCUGGGUUUCUGCCACGUAUUUGUGGCGGCAGUGGAGAGGAACGAUGAAGAGAGGAGGACCUACAUCGUUCACAUGGCCACAUCCCAAAUGCCGGAGAGUUUCCAGGAGCGUGCACACUGGUACGACUCGUCAUUGAAAUCGGUAUCAGAAUCAGCUGAAAUGCUCUACAAAUACAGCAACGUCAUUCAUGGGUUUUCGACACGGUUGACUGCUGAGGAGGCCCGAUCGCUCCAGGGUCGACCUGGGAUUCUCUCCAUAUUGGAGGAGGUGAGAUACGAGCUUCACACCACUAGGACACCAGAGUUUCUUGGGCUUGACAAGAGCGCCGAUUUGUUUCCUGAAUCAGGGUCAGCGAGCGAAGUAAUCAUCGGGGUACUCGACACUGGCAUUUGGCCGGAGAGCAAAAGCUUCGAUGAUACCGGGCUUGGACCCAUCCCCAGUAGCUGGAAAGGCGAGUGCGAAACUGGCACCAACUUCACUUCCUCAAGCUGUAACCGUAAACUAAUAGGGGCCAGGUUUUUCUCCAAAGGCUACGAGGCUACUCUGGGACCAAUCGAUGAAAGCAAAGAGUCGAAAUCGCCAAGAGACGACGAUGGUCACGGAACCCACACUGCAACCACAGCAGCCGGUUCUGUAGUGGAAGGAGCGAGCCUAUUCGGGUUCGCAGAAGGGACGGCGCGUGGUAUGGCCACGCGCGCCAGAAUAGCUGCAUAUAAAGUGUGCUGGAUAGGAGGAUGCUUCAGCACGGACAUAUUGGCGGCCUUGGACAAGGCAGUGGAAGACAACGUCAACAUUCUUUCACUGUCGCUAGGUGGUGGAAUGUCCGAUUAUUAUCGAGAUAGUGUUGCCAUGGGAGCUUUUGGGGCAAUGGAAAAGGGCAUUCUCGUGUCCUGCUCAGCCGGAAAUUCAGGCCCCAGUCCCUACAGUUUAUCAAAUGUCGCACCAUGGAUCACCACCGUCGGUGCCGGAACCUUGGAUCGCGACUUCCCUGCCUUCGUUAGCCUCGGCAACGGCAAGAACUACUCCGGCGUGUCCCUCUACAGAGGCGACCCACUACCGGGAACGCUACUUCCAUUUGUUUAUGCUGGUAAUGCGAGUAACGCACCAAAUGGGAAUCUAUGCAUGACCAAUACGUUGAUACCAGAGAAAGUAGCUGGAAAGAUGGUGAUGUGUGAUCGCGGGGUGAACCCUAGGGUUCAGAAGGGAUCGGUGGUGAAAGCAGCUGGUGGUAUCGGCAUGGUUUUGGCCAACACUGGCACCAACGGGGAAGAGCUUGUGGCUGACGCCCACUUACUGCCGGCAACGGCGGUUGGCCAGAAGUCCGGCGAUGCCAUUAAGAGCUAUCUGUUUUCGGAUCACGACGCUACCGUUACAAUUCUCUUUGAAGGUACAAAGGUCGGUAUCCAACCCUCACCGGUGGUGGCCGCCUUUAGCUCGAGAGGUCCCAACUCAAUCACCCCCGAUAUUCUCAAACCUGAUCUGAUAGCUCCAGGUGUCAACAUCUUAGCGGGAUGGUCGGGUGCAGUGGGUCCCACUGGGUUACCAACCGACAAAAGACACGUGGAUUUCAACAUUAUUUCGGGCACCUCCAUGUCUUGUCCUCACAUUAGUGGGCUAGCUGGACUUUUAAAAGCGGCCCACCCAGAGUGGAGCCCUGCUGCAAUACGCUCAGCCCUCAUGACCACCGCCUAUACAAACUACAAGAGCGGGCAAAAGAUCCAAGACGUUGCCACCGGAAAGCCAUCCACAGCUUUUGAUCACGGCGCUGGCCAUGUGGACCCAGUAUCUGCCCUCAAUCCGGGCCUCAUCUACGAUCUAACCGUUGACGACUAUCUCAACUUCCUCUGCGCCAUAAACUACAGCGCGCCACAGAUCUCCAUUCUCGCCAAGAGAAACUUCACGUGUGACACAGAUAAAAAAUACAGUGUGGCCGAUCUUAACUACCCCUCCUUUGCGGUUCCACUCCAAACCCCACUAGGUGGUGGCGGCGAAGGCUCGUCCACAGUGGUCAAGCACACGCGCACUCUCACAAAUGUGGGCUCACCCUCAACGUAUAAAGUCUCAAUAUUUUCAGAGAGCGAGUCAGUUAAGAUUUCGGUUGAGCCGGGAUCGCUGAGUUUCAGCGAGUUGAAUGAGAAAAAAUCUUUUAAAGUAACCUUCACCGCCACCUCAAUGCCGUCAAACACCAAUAUUUUCGGCCGCAUCGAGUGGUCGGACGGCAAGCACGUGGUCGGAAGUCCAAUCGUGGUCAGCUGGACCUAGGAUCAAUAAGGAGUAGAAGAAGAAAGAGACUGUAGGACACUCGCUCGAAAGAGAGGGAGUGGUAGUUGAUUAUUGUUGUUUUUCAAAUGCCUUAUGUUCUUGUUUUCCAGCAAAAAGAAGCAAAAAAAAUCCAAAAAAUUGUAGCUGGUUCCAGUGUUCGAUGAUGUUCCCUGAGAGAAAAAACAUGGAAAACCCAAGAAAGUGGGUGUGUUUUCUUGCUCAGUGUACAGUAUUAUUGACGGUAUGUAUGUUUAAUUAAUGGAUUGAUGAAUCAAGAGAGCAUAUGAUAUAAAUAAUCAGUUUGUUUGUGAGUCU